Messenger RNA from Yamadazyma jaroonii, 2226 nucleotides. NCBI's taxonomy places the organism in Eukaryota, Fungi, Ascomycota, Pichiomycetes, Serinales, Debaryomycetaceae. The record is from the annotation of a GenBank genome assembly.
AUGAACUUUCUAUCCAAGACAUUAAGUACUUUAACAGGUACUUCUAUCCCUUACACAUUCAAGGAAAAGAUAGAAAACCAAUCAGUAUGGACAUUGUAUGAUGGUGUCAAUCCCAAGGACAAUUCCAGUGUAACAAUUUUCGAAAUUAAUUUGAGAGAUCAAAAUAUUUUACAGUCGAAUUACGAUCAGUUAGCCAAAAACACUUUCAAGAAGCUGAAAUUGAUCAAAUUCCCAGAGUUGAUCAAUACUAUCGACUUCAUAGAAAACGAUAAUAAUCUUUAUAUAAUCACAGAACCUGUUGUACCAUUAUCAGUAUACUUGAAUUCACAUAAUAUUAAUAAUGACAGUAAAAUUUUGGGAUUGUAUAAUAUCGCCAACUCAUUGGAAUUUUUGAACUUGAAAUGUAAUUAUGUCCAUGGAAAUGUUAAUGUUAAUUCCAUUUAUGUUAACAAAGAAGGUGAUUGGAAAUUAUUUGGCUUUGAAUUCCUUACCAACUUACAAUCAGACCCUGAUCAACCUAUUUAUAGAUUUUCUAGAUACCUAGCAAUUUUCAAUAAUUCCUUACCUGAUGAUGUACUUAACCAAGGAAUUGACGUUAUAAGACCAUUUCCAAUAAAGUUUGAUUCAUAUUGUUUCGGAAAGUUGAUUGAGGUUUUGUUUGAUAACAGGAUUAAUGAUAAAUCUUUAAGCUCGCUCGUCAGAAGGUUGACCAAUCCUAAAAUCAAUUUAAGAAUAACUAUUGAUAAGUUUUUAGCUGACGGUGCUAGUAUUUUCAAGAACAACUUGUUGAUUGAGAUCACCAAUGACCUAAAGGAUUUGAAAUUCAAGAAUAAUGAUGAGAAAUUGAACUACUUCAAAUACAAUUUAGCCAACUAUUUUGACAGUGAUAGUCAUGUAGAAUUUCCACCAGGGUUUUUGGAGAAUAGAUUGUUACCAGAGUUGAUUUUACAAUACAGCAUCAUUGAAAAGUUCAAACCUAGUGUGAAUUCCACCAAUGAUGAUAUUAUCAAAAAUCAAGAGAGUUUAGCCAUACUAUUGAACUACAUCUUGAAGUUUGGAAAUUCUUUAGGAGCUGAUGAGUUCAACAAAUCUAUCAAGCCUAUCAUAUUCAAAACAUUUGCUUCAACAGAUAGAUCAAUAAGAUUGAUACUAUUAAAUCAUUUGAACAAUUUUGAGAGGAAUUUGAGUGAAUCAGACGUUCAGUCCAGGAUUUUUUACAACUUAAUUAGUGGAUUCCAGGACACAAACUUCAUGAUUAGGGAAACUACUCUCACUUCCAUCAAUUUGGUGAUUGAUAAAAUAUCUGUCAAACAGAUUAAUCAAGACUUGUUAAAAAUCUUAGCCAAGUCACAAAUGGAUCCCAAACCUUCUAUCAGGGUCAAUACACUUAUUUUGAUCAUUAAAAUACAAUCAAAGAUCUACAAUAAUUCCAAGAACAAUGUCUUAAUCACAGCUUUAUCUAAGUCGUUGAAAGAUACAUUCACCCCUUGUAAAAUGACUGCUCUUCAAGGAUUUGAAAAGUUGAUUACCGAAUUUUCCUUGGAAGAAAUAUGUACUAAGAUUUUGGGCCAAUUAGCAAUAUCUUUAAUGGAUAAACAAUCCGUGAAGGUGAGAAACCAAGCCAGGAAAGUAUUCCAAUUAUAUUUGGACGCUGUGGAAACUAAUGCAAAGAAUUUGCCAGUGGUGGAGGAAGAUGAGGAGUUAGAAGAAAAGGAAUUCUUCAAAAAGUUUGCUCCCAACGUCGAAUCCGAAGAGUCCAACGAUAUAAUUAAAGAAACCAACUCUAAUUCAGGGUUUUCAUUUGGCUGGAAUGUUGUGAACAAAUUGGUGUCUACUUCAGUGCUUGAAGGUCAAUUGAACAACGAUUUCAAUAAUUCAAAUGUCGAUUUAACAACAUCGGUCGAUCAAUUAUCUUUGGGCAAACCUAACCAAUCUUCGAUGGACAAUUCAAGCAAUGCCAAAUUGUCCAAUGUCAAUACUAAAGAAACUAAUGGUUGGGACGAUAAUUUCGACGAUGUGGAUGAUGGUUGGGGAAUGGAUGAGGUCAAAGAUGAAGUUGAGACCGACAAAAUAAUCAAGAAGCCAGUCACUCGGAAGGUUCAAGAUAGAGCAAAAAAACCAGGGGGCCUCAAACUUGGCAAGGAUAAGGAUAAGAAGCCAAUAUCGAACUUAAGACUUAAUUUGUCAGUUGAUGACGAUUCAUGGGGUGGCUCUGAUGAUUGGUGA